AUGGCUGUGUGCAGCAGGCAGCCCGGGCGGUGCCAGCCAGCGCCGCCGCCACCGCUACCGCCGCCGCAGCAACAGCAUGUGCAGCACCUCUCGCAGCAGCAGGCAGACCGCCGGCACGUCCUAGCGCUGCUGGCAACAGCAGGGGGGGCAGUGGCACUGCCAGCAGCAGCAGCAGGAGCACCACCUGUUGCACCACUGCCGCCUCUGUCGGUGCCAGCACUGACGGAGACAUUUCUCUCGCCCGAGGGCUUCGCCUUCAACUUCCCUGCUGACUGGGUCGUGGCAUUUGACAGAAGCGGGUCUUCUAAUGACGGCGCCGUCAUUGUGGUUGGCGACUUUAGAGCACUCAUCACCGUGUCCGUGUUCCGGACAACCAACAUACCAGAGGCGAUCGUGCGUGCUGGUCUCAGCGAGGAGGCCGGGUACGAGAUCUGUGUGGGCCCGCAGCAGCAGCAGGGGAGCACCCAGCGCUUUGAGUUGAUCAGCAGCGCCAUGGGCCCGCCGGCGGCGGGGGCGGAGCCAGGCUCGCCGCCGGCCUAUGAGUACGAGUACUCAAUUGAGAGCUGUGUGGGCGAGGUAGAGGAGGGCCUGGGCGGAGUUCUGAGGUGCAUCGGCCCAUUUGGCAACCUUCUUCCGACGCAGCGGCGACGCCACAUUGGUCGCUGCGUCCUCAUCGGCGCUAAUGCAUACUCGCUCAACGGCAGCAGCCCGGAGGACCGCUGGGAGCAGGUUGGGCCCAUUCUGAGGGCGGUUGUCGGCACCUUCAGAGCCUGA
Molecule: messenger RNA, 774 nt
Organism: Chlorella variabilis
Lineage: Eukaryota; Viridiplantae; Chlorophyta; Trebouxiophyceae; Chlorellales; Chlorellaceae
Exons: 2
Coding region: 1-774 (257 amino acids)
Source: RefSeq, a predicted model, not a curated record